Molecule: messenger RNA, 1408 nt
Organism: Papaver somniferum (opium poppy)
Lineage: Eukaryota; Viridiplantae; Streptophyta; Magnoliopsida; Ranunculales; Papaveraceae
Product: probable ribose-5-phosphate isomerase 2
Exons: 2
Coding region: 103-963 (286 amino acids)
Biological process (GO): pentose-phosphate shunt, non-oxidative branch
Molecular function (GO): ribose-5-phosphate isomerase activity
Source: RefSeq, a predicted model, not a curated record
CAGAAAAAACCUCAGCCAUCCCUUAUUCCCUCCUCUUCUAUAUAAUCUUCCUCAUAAAACCCUAACUUUCCUCAUCUCAAAAUCCCUAAAUCAUUUUCAACAAUGGCGUCUGCAAUUUCUCCACCACAUCAACAACAACACCCACACCUCCUCCGCCCCUCACCACCACCCCCAGAAACCACCACCACUUCCAUGAUAGAACCACCACCAAUUUCAUCAUCAUCAUCAUCAGAAACAUCAACACCCCACCACCUAACUCAAGACGAAUUGAAAAAAAUGGCAGCAUACAAAGCAGUAGAGCUAGUCAAAUCCGGUAUGAUUCUCGGCUUAGGCACCGGCUCAACAUCAUACUACGCCGUCAACAGAAUCGGAGAGCUUCUAAAAAACGGCACAUUGAAGAACAUCAUCGGAAUCCCAACUUCAUUGAAAACAAAACAACAAGCUAUUUCAUUGGGUAUACCGAUUUCCGAUUUGGAUUCUCACCCUGUUCUUGAUUUAUCGAUUGACGGUGCCGACGAAGUUGAUCCGGGGCUCAAUCUCGUCAAAGGCCGUGGCGGGUCGUUGCUCCGGGAGAAAAUGAUUGAAGGGGCGUCCAAGAAAUUGGUUGUGAUUGUGGAUGAGACUAAGUUGGUUGAGAAAUUGGGGUCUAGUACCGGAUUGGCGAUGCCGGUGGAGGUUGUGCCCUUCUGUUGGGGGUACACGGCGGAGUGUUUGAAGAGGUUGUUUAAUGGGUGUGAGGUGAAAUUGAGGAUUGGGGGUGAUGGGAAGCCGUUUAAGACGGAUAAUGAGAAUUAUAUUGUGGAAAUGUAUUUUGGGGAAGAUAUUGGGGAUUUGAAUGUUGCUAGUGAUAAGAUGCAUAGGAUUGUUGGUGUUGUGGAGCAUGGGAUGUUUAUUGAUAUGGCGACGACUGUUAUUGUUGCUGGGGAGCGUGGAAUCACUGUCAAGCAUAAAGCUUCUUCUUGAGAUGCACUUGCAAAGGCUUCCAUGGUCUGUUAUAUCAAGCUGAAUCGAUGUUGCAUUCUAAAUGCCUUGAAUGGUUCUACAUUAAAAAGCAAUACAUCAGAUUAUUUGGACUUGCAAUGUGCACAGUACCGGAAACAGUUCAGUGGGACUAUGCUACCAGACUGUACAGACUCGUAACCGAUUAACUAGAUAAAAUCCGUCAUGCCGCAGCUAAGAAAGAAUUCUUCAGCUUGUGGGGCAGACACGGCCUGCACCUAAAAUAAAAACUCCAGGUCCAGUUCACAAAGUCGUGUCCCUUCUCUGUGACUGACCUUGCGGUUCUUCAUAGAAAAUUUGUUCUCCUUUUAAAAACUAAAUCUCCUGUAUCCUCAUUUGCACUAGCAAAAGGAAAAAUAUACAAGAAGAAAAUCAAUUAACAAGUGCAACAACAGUUCUACGCAAAAAA